Molecule: messenger RNA, 3031 nt
Organism: Pseudomassariella vexata
Lineage: Eukaryota; Fungi; Ascomycota; Sordariomycetes; Amphisphaeriales; Pseudomassariaceae
Exons: 1
Coding region: 326-2800 (824 amino acids)
Source: RefSeq, a predicted model, not a curated record
GGCAGGCAACCUUACAGACUACACAUAAUGGGGGUUAGGUUUCGAGUCUGGUCAAUUGACCGCCAGACCUGACGAGCACUGCCUCAAAUAUAGAUCGAAACCGCAAGAACACCUUUGUCUCUUGUACAGCGUCGAAGAAAACACUCAUUUACCACCGAAAACUGCGCCUGCAUUACCCCCAGUUGCGCUUAAGGCUACACCAAAUCGUCAGACUUUUCAGUCUGGGGUCGAGUCCCUAGCAAUCAAUCCUUGACCAACUUCAGUAACCUCCAAGACAUUAAAGGCACUCGUAUCUCCUCAGCAAGCAAUCGCCCUCGCUCUCAACAUGUCACCAGCGAAAACGAGGAAUAGAGCCCGUCUGGAAGGCAACGGCUCAGCCGUUCAACUCACCAAUAAGCCCGACAUCGAUGUCUCAUCCAGCUCUGAUGACAACGACGAAGGAAUUCCUAAUAAACCAACUCCAAAGAAAACCAUCAAUACAUUAGGGCGCCCAAGUCUGAGGCGAGCUGCCGGCUCAGGCCAGUCGAAGCGGCCUAACGAAGACCGCAGCACCCCUCAUCUUCUUGAUUCUAAGAGGCGGAGAGCUGACGAUGGCCGGACUGCAUUCAAUAUACCAACGUCUCGGUUCAUCGCUUCAGAUAAAUCUGGCUAUCCCAGUCCUGCUUCAGCCCACCUCGUACCUUCCAUCGAGGGUAUCGAGGCACGAACGAGAAUAUCAGCCAGUGCCGAAGAUGAUGUUCCGCCCGAGCUACUGAACAGAGUGAACGCUUCUAUUCUGCGCCGCCGCGAUGUUCCAGAGUCGCCUAGUCGACAACUGCUCCGCGACCAACAUGCCGAUGUGGAGCAUCAGGGGCAAGGAAUAUCGGAUUUUGAAAUUGACGCAGAUGUCAAGGCAGAUCCUAUACAGGAGCUGGAGCUUGGGGAUGAAUAUUCAAGCAUUGCACCAGCCCAACCUCAGAUGGCGGCGCUUGAAGAUACAGAAAAUGCCCUUGAGAGAAGCGAUGGUUCUGCAGCUGGAAACGACAGCAGUACUAGCAAGCCUCAGCUUGACCAUGAGCUAUCGAGCGUGCUGGAACGAUCAAUUGACAGUAUGAACGGGUUGGGGGGACAAAUCGGAGCCCUUGGCUCGCAGGCCUCAUCCGCCCAAGACAGAUGGGAGGCUCCAGAACAACCGCAAAGAGACCCUCUGCCAACGUUGGUCAAAACAUCCGCUUUAUUGAGGCGAUCUAGACUUGGGCAGGAAUCAAAUAGCGCAACCGCCGACCAGGAGUACUACAAUGAAACGGAACAGGACCGAGAGAUGCAACCACCUGAGUGGAGAGAAGACCAUGCGAUUGCAGUUCAGACUAUUGAGGCAGAAGACGAGAAUCAAAUCGUUAUCUCCAUAGUGGAAGUUGACGAGCAGCCAGACAUUGUUAAUGAAGAUCAUGCUGGACCACAGGAUGCUAGUAAUCCACCUAACGAAGCAUACGUUGACUCUGAUGUUACUUUUGACGUCACCGACACCGACGAUGACAAUGAUAGCGCUACCAGGCGAUCUGGGGAUGGGGCAAACGCUGCCGGCGUGCGAGCAAUAUUUGCGUUGGACGUGCAAAAUUUAAGAGCCAGACCCAUUAAGUAUGAUGAAGACUCUGUAUUCUUUGACGCGCCACCCGCUUCAGAAUCAACAAUCAUCCCCUUGUCGUCUACAGAGUUCAAGGCAGUACACAAGUUCAUGAAACGGCGGGGAUGGACUGGCUAUCAGCGCAACUGGGAAGCCGAGAUUCUACGGCGGGAUCCGUCCACAACGGGUGGCAAAGUGCUCCUGCGGUACCUAUUAAAGUUUGAGAGACUUGUCAGGAUGACACCGAAGGCUCUUCGGAUCGCAGAACAGAACCGAUUUCUGAAUGAGCAUAGUGACCUCUUAAGGUUCUAUUUCUACCAGAUCGAUGCCAACAUUGAUCGAAUCCGAAGUCGGCUGCCUUCUUUCACGACUGAAUCAGAAAUAGCCGAGGCCAAACUAAAGAAACGCAAAGCGAUGGCUCGGGAUCUCAUCAAGGUCAUUAUCCCCAUGCUGGUCCGUGUUCUUGGAAGGGCAUGGAACUUAGGUGACGCCGCCGAGGUUGGUUCCUCAUUCAGCAGUUCUACAAUUCAGCUCCUUGCGAGGGUAGUUGGCUGGCUACAGAAGCUGUACAAAUCUUGCGCUUGUGAAUCCGAGAAGUGGCAACUUGAAAAGAAACCAGAGACCCAGUACGCUUUGGUUCAAUGGCAGAAAGAUAUCAGAUCCAGGGAGCAACUCGGUCCUCUUUUGAACGAGCUACACGCUGUGCUAUCGCAGGCGCCUGAUGAUCUGCUCAGGGAGGAGCAACGUAUUCAAGACAAGGAAGAACGCCAUCUUCGGAGCUUGGCGCGACAGGAACAGUUAAAGAUCAAUUGGAAGCGUCAAGAAGAAGCAAGGCAGAGGGGCAUUGAGGAGCAAAAUCAGAAUGUCGCCAGAUCAAUCCGUGGCCGUCCUCCGCUUCCUCGGAGAACUCCGGCGCCGUCUAGCCAAACUUCGUCUCCAAUGCCCCAAUACCAACCCGUCGGGUGGAGGAAAGAAGAAGAAGAUUUUCUUUGGAAGAUGAUGCGAGACACGCUCCUAGACAUGAAACUGCCACAUUUAGCGAGGAUUGCAAUGAUGAUAAGUCACACAGAAGGGGAGACGAUCGAAAAGGCCCAGGAGAUCCUCGAAACUGUAGCCAGACACGGCUGCGGAGAAAGCACAACUGAUUCAGCUAUCCAAUCGUUUGUCCAGCAGUUGAUGAGCCAAUGGAAAAAAUGAGGAUCCGAGGAAGGACUAACUGGCAUCGUAUAGGUAUUUGUUCUAUUUCAUCGUUUGCAGAGAUACCCCAAAGGCGUUACCAGGAAAUGCCCAUCACAUCACAUGGAGCUAGAGCUCGUUAGGAGUUAAUGUAUGCAACGGCUUGCUUCCACUUCGCGCUAUAGCCAGCAGAAUGCAUUAGGGUAUGCAUUUGGAGCGAACCAACGAUGACAUGCCACAUGAUAGAGAUUA